This is a messenger RNA of Salvelinus namaycush (lake trout), 1547 nucleotides long. RefSeq names its product eukaryotic translation initiation factor 2 subunit 1-like. Lineage: Eukaryota; Metazoa; Chordata; Actinopteri; Salmoniformes; Salmonidae. Gene Ontology annotation, molecular function: translation initiation factor activity; ribosome binding; RNA binding. Bases 26 to 265 code for a protein of 79 amino acids. The record is from RefSeq and is a predicted model, not a curated record. The transcript has 2 exons. Gene Ontology annotation, cellular component: eukaryotic translation initiation factor 2 complex; multi-eIF complex; eukaryotic 48S preinitiation complex.
UCUGAUAGCGCCGCCGCGCUACGUCAUGACCACCACCACACUGGAGCGCACAGAGGGUCUCUCUGUCCUCAACCAGGCCAUGGCUGCCAUCAAAGAGAAGAUUGAGGAGAAGCGAGGAGUGUUUAACAUCCAGAUGGAGGCGAAGGUUGUGACCGACAUAGAUGAGACAGAGCUGGCCCGCCAGCUGGAGCAACUGGAGAGAGAGAACGCUGAGGUGGACGGAGAUGACGAGGAUGGAGAGAUGGAGGCCAAGGCAGAGGACUAAACUAGAUGAAGAACUGAGGGAUUGGAUACGACGACGAGACCAAUUAUACAUAUGCAGUCCAGAGCAUGUAUUCAUAAAGCAUCUCAGAGUAGGAGUGCUGGUCUAGGAUCAGCCCACCCCCCCAUAUGUAAUCUUAUGCAUAAUGAUCUAAAAGGCUAAACUUAUCCUAGAUCAGAACUCCUAUUUUGAGAUAUUUCAUGAAUACAGGCCUUGUCUGAUGAGAUGACGAACUUCAUAUCAAAUCAAGCAUUCUAGAACGUCUCUCCAACUGAACCCUUUGGAUCAGUAGCAGGGACCCUCUCAGGGAGACUGAUAGAGAGAUGGCUACAGGCACUGACUGUCAUACUGCCAAACAGGGCUGGGAAAGGCCUCUGUGAUUAUACCAAUGGACACAAUAACAACUGAAUAUGAUCACUGAACCCUAGCUGUUUGAAUUGCAUAAGAACGGGUGGGUUGGGGUAGGAUUAGCCUUUUUGUGCUGUAGCCAACUCCUCUCUGUGUGGAAGAGUUGGCUACAGCACAUAUAAUACAAAAUGGGACAAGGCUUGGGUUGGUGGGGUGGUAGCCUGGUCCCGUGCUGAAUGUUCUUUAACCAACUCUUUGUGACACAUGCAGUAUAGGACCAGGCUAGAGUGAGUAGGGGUUUAGAUAGAUUCUGAGAAUAUAAUAAGACAAGUGUUUUAUAUAUAGCAAGGACAUAUUUUAGGAAUGAGUACUUUUGAAAGUGGUUUUGACUAUCUCCCCAACUCCAUGAAAGGACAAUAGCGUUCUUGUUGUUUUCCUGCUCAAUAUGGUUCAAGUGAAAUGUCGGGCGGAAGAGAAUAAUGCUCACCUAACCAACUCACACAGAUCUUUAUAACUUAGGGUGCAUUCUGGAUAUAUUUCUAUUUUGUCAGGACUACAUUCUUAACAUUACAUUAAACAAAUAGAAAAGUAAAUAUGUGUUAUCAGGUUAGAAGUGAUUGAAAGUGAAACAUGCACUUAAAUUAAAUGUGGGAUGCAGUUAUAGCAGAAGCUGUUGGAGAAAGGUCCAUGUGGGUACUCUAGCCUUUAUCAAAGAUUUUAAAUAAGAUGUUUAAUUGUUGUCACGUGCACAGGAUAUGUACAGUGAAAUGUGGUGCUUUAUAGGGUCUGCCAUGGCAGUACAGCACACCUGGAGCAAAUUAAGGUUAAGUGCCUUGCUCAAGGGCAAAUCAACCUUGUCGGCUGGGUUACUAGUCCAACACUAACAGCUAGGUGACCUUCUUCCACCCAUUCACAAAAUAAGCAAAUUAACCAUAUU